GAGCGGGCGAGCGCGAGGGAGCGCGCGGCGGGCUCCUGGGAGCGUGCCCGGACUGCGGCGCAGCUCCGGUCCGCCGCCCCGGCCCGGCCGAGCCCCCGGCCCGCGCCGCGCUCCUCGGAGGCGGGAGCCCGGCGACACUGCAGGGGUGGCGUUGCCGCCGGCGGCCGGACUAGGCGCAGGUGCGUGCGCGCCGCGGGAGGCGGGCCGGCAGCUGGAGCCCAGCCGGAGCGGCGGCCCCUCCGCGGAGCCCGGUCACAGUCACCGCAGCAGACAUCAUGGCCGUGGAUGUGGCAGAAUACCAUCUGAGCGUCAUCAAGAGCCCCCCUGGCUGGGAGGUGGGUGUCUAUGCUGCAGGGGCCCUGGCCCUGCUGGGAAUCGCGGCUGUGAGCCUGUGGAAGCUCUGGACGUCGGGGAGCUUCCCCAGCCCCUCUCCGUUCCCCAAUUACGACUACAGGUACCUUCAGCAGAAGUACGGCGAGAGCUGCGCAGAGGCCAGAGAGAAGAGAGUGCCUGCGUGGAAUACCCAGCGGGCCAGCACGCGGGGACCACCCAGCCGCAAAGGCAGUCUCAGCAUUGAGGACACCUUUGAGAGCAUCAGUGAACUGGGGCCUCUGGAGCUGAUGGGCCGGGAGUUGGACCUGGCCCCCUAUGGGACCCUCCGGAAGUCCCAGUCGGCCGACUCCCUGAACUCCAUCUCCUCCGUGAGCAACACCUUUGGGCAGGACUUCACACUGGGCCAGGUGGAGGUGAGCAUGGAGUACGACACUGCCUCCCACACGCUGCACGUGGCGCUGAUGCAGGGCAAGGACCUCCUGGAGCGGGAGGAGGCCAGCUUCGAGUCCUGCUUCAUGCGCGUCAGCCUGCUGCCCGACGAGCAGAUCGUGGGCAUUUCUCGGAUCCAGAGAAAUGCCUACUCCAUCUUCUUUGAUGAGAAGUUCUCCAUCCCCCUGGAUCCCACAGCCCUGGAGGAGAAAAGCCUGCGGUUUUCUGUAUUUGGCAUCGAUGAGGAUGAGCGCAACGUCAGCACGGGGGUGGUGGAGCUGAAGCUUUCUGUGCUUGACCUCCCGCUGCAGCCCUUCAGCGGCUGGCUCUAUUUACAGGACCAGAACAAGGCCGCUGAUGCUGUGGGGGAGAUCCUGCUCUCCCUCAGCUACCUCCCCACAGCCGAGCGCCUCACCGUGGUCGUGGUUAAGGCCAAGAACCUCAUCUGGACCAACGACAAGACCACAGCAGACCCCUUCGUCAAGGUAUACCUACUGCAGGAUGGGAGGAAGAUGAGCAAAAAGAAGACAGCCGUGAAGAGGGAUGACCCCAACCCGGUGUUCAACGAAGCCAUGAUCUUCUCGGUGCCAGCCAUUGUGCUCCAGGACCUGUCUCUCCGCGUGACGGUGGCUGAGAGCAGCAGCGACGGCCGUGGGGACAACGUGGGCCAUGUCAUCAUUGGGCCAUCAGCCAGUGGCAUGGGAACCACACAUUGGAACCAGAUGUUGGCCACGCUGCGCAGGCCCGUGUCCAUGUGGCACGCUGUCCAGCGAAACUAGCAACCAGGGCGGGCUAGGUGGGCAAUGGGGCUGCUAGAGCCCGGUACCCACUCAGCUCUGUCUGAUGCCCUCUCCAUAGCCCAGCUGGAGCCGUGAACACUGGGGUCCCCUGGCAGAGUCCUCAUGACCCAUCCUGGUCUCUCUGUCCAGAUUGCAGCAGAGGAGUGGGCGUGGCUCUGUGUCCAGGGCCCCAGGGUCUUCUCCUGCUUAGGACCAGCUGUGGCAGGGCCAGGACAGAGGGAGGGUGCUGGGCACUGGAUGGCUGUGCUGCAACUCAAGCUCACUCAACCCUGCUCCUCCUGGGAGGCCAGCUGCCGAGCCGGGCUAUGUUCUGGAACCCAGCGAAUCUUGGGGGCCAAGCACUGUGCUAGGCACCAACAGGGGUAACACGAAGAAGACCCGGCCCUUAGGACAUCAGGAAGACUAGCUCCCCUGCCCCAGAGGAUCUGCUCAGUGCUGAUGGCAGCCCAGCUGUGUGGACUCAGGGGGCUCUGAGGGCUAGGGAAACAGGAAGGGUCUCUUUGACAAGGUAGGAGCUGCGCUUGGAGGGGCAGGAAAAGAACUGAGCAUGUCGCAGGCAGCGGGCCCAGCCUGAGCAACGGCGGGAUGUGAACUUCCCCAUCGCAAAUGCAGUCCUCAGCCCACUGCAGUGGAUACAAGGAAGGGCCUUUCUUGGGGCCGAAGAAGAGACCAAGAGACCAGGCCCGGGCAGCAGCCUGCCGGCCACGUGGAACACUGGCUCCGGAGUUAUUCUCUGUGAAAUCUACUCCCCGGACCUCAACCAUGGCAAGAACCAGAGGUCCAAAGAGGCCCAGACCCAGGUCCUUGCGCCCAAUCCUGCGCAAACCAGGCCCGGGCCCUGCAAGCAUUUGUUGAUGCCCUUCCAGGCCCACUGGGAGAAAGAUGCCUCAGGCAGGUCUCAGCCCGGGGAGUGGCAGGGUUGGGGCAGAGAGAAUACUGACAGCAGAGGUCUUGGUGGGCUGCAGGUGCCUGCGAAGAUGUGGUGGACAAGGAGGCUCUCGGGCUGGGCCUUGGAGGGGUGGCAGCGGAAGAACAGCCCAGGUGGCUGAGGCCUGAUGGGAAGCCGGGGGAGGCCAGGGUGGAAGGGCGGCUUGAGGGACGCCAGGAGAAAACUGAAUGCCAGGCUAGGAAGGAGGUGGCUCUUGAUCACGGGGGGGUAUCCCCAACCCUGGGUCUCCUAGCUCGAGUUCCCUAGAAGCAAAAUCUGAGAGGGGGAUUCUUGGGCAAGUAGCUUCUUGCGGGUGAGUGUUCUCAGAGAAACUUAUCAGAGCAAGAAGGGGAGCUCAGGCUGGAGGGAGGAAGCCACGCAAGUGUGGCUUCAAGAUUCAUCGCCUUGGCCUGAUCACUGUGGGGGGCAGGGGCCUGGAGUGCGAGGGGCACCCUGGGGGCUCCCACCCAGAAGCAGAGGGGCCGGGCUGUUGCACCUCUACUGGCAUCAGUCUUUGGUUACCCCCCAGCCCCAGUAGGAGGAGAGCAGGCAGAGCUUGUCAUCCCCAGCCUGGUGUCCCGCAGUCCCAGGAAGCCGCUUCUCGCCUUCAUAGCUGAGUGCUGGGAAGGUCUGAGCUCACCCAGGCCAGCAGGUGGGGUAUCAUCUGCUCGGUGGGGCCACCCACAGGUGACAGCAUGGACCCUCAGGCUGGCUGCCCUUGUUCCUUGGUCCAUAACUGGUGAGCUAUGGAGACCCAGGCCAACAAGUUAUCCCCAAUGAUAUGGGGGGAGGAAGGGCUAGAACAAGGGCCCAGGGGACUGGAGGCAGGAUGGUGGCUUUCCCCACCUGACGCAGCCAUGGCCCAGCCCCAAGGCCAGGCUGUGUACCCUGUGGCCACAGCAGGAGGCCAGCCCAGGGCCAGGAGACACAUGGCUGGACAAGGCUUUGCAGCCUGGGAGACCCCGACUCUCUCUAACCCAGUGGCUGUGCAGUGCAGGCCACUGACUCCCCCCCGCCCUCUCCCCUCUCUCCCUCCCCCUAACUGCAUGACGUGUUAACUGUGUGCCCAGGACGGCCGUGGUGGGGACCGGGUAUGCCAACUGGAAUGAUUCUAGAACCAAAAUAAAGCUGGGGCAGGAAGAGGGGGCUUCCAGGGAGCCCUGCUCGGCCCUGAA
Messenger RNA from Pongo pygmaeus (Bornean orangutan), 3665 nucleotides. RefSeq names its product synaptotagmin 12 (gene SYT12). The transcript has 8 exons. Gene Ontology annotation, molecular function: clathrin binding; calcium-dependent phospholipid binding; calcium ion binding. NCBI's taxonomy places the organism in Eukaryota, Metazoa, Chordata, Mammalia, Primates, Hominidae. Gene Ontology annotation, biological process: synaptic vesicle endocytosis; calcium ion-regulated exocytosis of neurotransmitter. Gene Ontology annotation, cellular component: plasma membrane; exocytic vesicle. The coding region runs from base 276 to 1541 and encodes 421 amino acids. The record is from RefSeq and is a predicted model, not a curated record.